AAUCCUAAUUGAGAUGCGCGAAUAACAAUAGGCCGAGGAUCGAUGGAAAUCUGAAUGAUCUGGUAUCAUCCGAUGAUAUUGCGUAUUGUAUUGAUAAGAAUCCGCGAAUUGGCGGCGUAAAAUAGGGAUUAAGCAUUUCCUUAGAAAAGUGGGAAAACGACGACGUUAAGAGAUUGUUUUCAUGAUCAUGACGCGUCGAUGAAAAUACCUACAUCAUGGCAGGCAAUUUUUGCUGAGCCAUCUUCCGCGAUUGUCUUCCUCGCCUAUCGGGCUUAUCGCGCGAAUCACGGCACGAGGGUUUGAUCGACAAUUAAGAUCGCACACCAGCCGGUUAUCAGAGAUUUUCUAUGAUAAAUGAGUCCAUUACAAUAUCACGUGCGAUUUUCUCCUUUCCGAUAUCUGUUUCCUGUGUCAUUCAUGUCAACGCAUUUUAUAUAAAUUUUAUCUGCAAUCUAAUACUAGAAACAAGAAAUCUAAUCAGUAUAUUCGUGUAUGUGCGUGACUUGGCCUAUUAGACUUAGAUCUGGUAUCACUUCCUGUACGUAUGUGAAAGUAAUGAAACCAUUGGCAUCGUUGAGGGGAUGAAGGUAACAUUUCUAAAUAUUGUACGGGUAAGAUGGUGUAUAUUAACGUCGCCGUCUGCCUGGCAGUUCUUCUCUUCGUUAUCGGAUUGUCCGUGGGGCUAAGCGUGAACACUUUUAAGGGGCGAGAUGCUCUAGACUCGACGCCGCUUAUCGAUGGGCACAACGAUCUGCCGCACAAUCUUUAUCAAAAAUUGAGCAACAACUUAUCGGCCUUCCACUUCGAGAAGGACCUGAGGAACGAUGUUGUGUGGGGAAGUACUGUUUGUUCCUCAUGUUACACCGACCUACCCCGUCUGAUCGAGGGAAAAGUGGGCGGACAAUUCUGGGUGGCGUACACGGCAUGCGGGUCGCAGUACAAGGAUUCCGUGCAGCUGACGUUGCGGCAGAUUGACGUGAUCAGACGGCUGAUCCACCGGUAUCCGGCGAACCUGCAGCUGGUGACGGAUGCGGCGGACAUCGAGGUCGCGUGGAGGAGCGGGAAGAUAGCAUCCAUGAUAGCGGUCGAGGGCGGUCACUCCCUUGACUCGAGCCUGGCGAUCCUCAGGCUCUACUAUGAUCUCGGGGUUCGUUAUGUCACCCUGACGCACACCUGCAACACGCCGUGGGCUGACGCUUCGACAGUGAACGACGGAUACGUGUACAAUCUCACGGAAUUUGGGCAGACAAUCAUCCACGAGAUGAACCGAAUCGGGAUGCUGAUCGAUCUGUCUCACGUCUCGCACAACGUUAUGAAAGAAGUGCUCGCGGUGACCAGGGCCCCCAUAAUGUUCUCACACUCAUCGGCCUUCGGGGUCUGCGGGAACUACAGGAACGUGCCCGACGACGUCCUGCACGCUGUCAAAAAGAACAACGGCAUCGUCAUGGUGAACUUCUACAGCGUAUUCGUGAACUGCAACACCUCGAGGAACGCAACGAUGCAGGACGUCGUAGAUCAUAUAAAUUACAUUCGAAAUCUUAUCGGUGUGGACCACGUUGGCAUUGGCGGAGAUUACGAUGGCGUGAACUCGAUGCCAGAGGGUUUGGAGGACGUCUCAAAGUAUCCCGACCUAUUCGAUCGUUUGUACGAGAGCAGAGAAGGAGAACCAACGUGGACCAAGGAGGAUCUCGAGAAACUGGCUGGAAGGAACUUUAUUCGGGUUUUCCAAGCAGUGGAAUCGGUGCGGGACUCCUUAUCGUCCGAACCGCCACGAGAAGAUAUCAUAGCGGGUGACGAAUUGUAUAUUGCGCAAAAGAACGAAGGGCUCAAUCCAGGCGCGUGUCAAACCGCGAAAGAGUGGAAUGGUGUAAAUGUAACAGAUGCUGAACAGAAAGAGACAAGAACAAAGCGUCAUCAAGCAUGAUUUAAAUGGGAAUUAAGUAAACCAGAGUGAAACAAUAUGUGAUAUGAUAUCAAUGAUUUUAAUAAUAUUAAGAAGGAAGCAUGAAAACAAAUAAA
Molecule: messenger RNA, 2019 nt
Organism: Ooceraea biroi (clonal raider ant)
Lineage: Eukaryota; Metazoa; Arthropoda; Insecta; Hymenoptera; Formicidae
Product: dipeptidase 1
Biological process (GO): proteolysis
Molecular function (GO): metallodipeptidase activity
Source: RefSeq, a predicted model, not a curated record